This is a messenger RNA of Cladophialophora psammophila CBS 110553, 486 nucleotides long. RefSeq lists its product as uncharacterized. NCBI's taxonomy places the organism in Eukaryota, Fungi, Ascomycota, Eurotiomycetes, Chaetothyriales, Herpotrichiellaceae. Bases 1 to 486 code for a protein of 161 amino acids. The record is from RefSeq and is a predicted model, not a curated record. The transcript has a single exon.
AUGUCUCUCAGUUUGGAGAAGAAUGUGGCUUGGGAAGGCAGCAUCCGCAGAAUUCUCUACAAACAGCUCUUCGUCCGCCCAAAGCCCCUCCAGUCCUCUGUGUCUCUAUCAGGAAAGAUUGGCCUCAUUACCGGCGCUAACAGCGGUCUCGGCUUUGAGGCGGCAAGGCAGCUUUUCCAGCUGGGACUAUCGCAUCUUAUCCUGGCUGUAAGAUCGCAAGCAAUGGGAGAUGAUGCUUUCCGGAAGCUCAACGAGGAAUUCCCAAACGCGGUAAUGGAUGUCUGGAUUAUGGACAUGGCAGACUACGACUCCGUCGUCGCGUUCGCAAACCGCUGCAGGAACUUGGAGCGCCUAGACUUCGCGAUUCUAAACGCAGGAGUGCAAAUCAGCACAUUUAGGCGCAGCGAGAAGACUGGCCAUGAGAUGACACUACAGACCAACUAUUUCUCAACCGUCCUUCUCGUGCUCUUCUCACCACAAUCAUGA